ACGAGUAGAACCGGGUUUUCAAGAAGUGAAUUUCCCUUGAUCAAUACUUGCGUAAUGGAGACUAAUGAAAACGAUGCAACCGUGUAAGAACACAUUUUUUGCUCAAAUGUAAGUCCAUUAGCUUUACAUUAACACAAACUGUCAUUAUGCGUGGAUGGUAGAUAACAAUAUUACACAGAGUAGCAGCUACAAUACGACUUGAACAGACCACUACAUGACAAACGGCUGUAGGUGUGGACAGGAGCUUCCAAUCCCUGACGUCACCAUGCGAACACGAGCUUCAGGAAGUGGGGAUGGGUUUGAGAGAUACAUCCAACAGGUGAGGUAGCCCAGCAGCACGACCCAAAACAGGAAGUUGAGCGGGGUUUUUUCGCCAUGAAGAAACAGGAAGAGACGGCCAACCGGCCGGACAACACGGCGUUCACCCAGCAGCGGCUGCCCGCCUGGCAGCCCAUGCUGUCCGCCGGCAUCGUCAUCCCCGGCUUCGUCAUCAUCGGCAUCGCCUUUAUCGGCAUCGGCGUGGCGCUCUUCGUCACCUCCCAGAACAUCCAGGUGUUGGAGCGGGACUACACGGGCGUGGAGAAAGACUCCCCCUGCUUCAAGUGCACCAGCUCCGAAGCCAAGAACUGCGUCUGCACCAUCAACUUCUCCCUCUCCCAGCUGUUCGAGGGUCCCGUGUUCUUCUACUACGGCUUGUCUAACUACUACCAGAGCUACCGCAGAUACGCAGUCUCCAGAGACGCUGACCAGCUGUCUGGGGAUGUGUCCCACUUCAAGGCUCCGGAUUCCUCCUGCACUCCGUACGAGUACUCCCAGGACCUGCCCAUCGUGCCCUGCGGCUCCGUGGCCAACAGCAUGUUCAACGACACCUUCAAGCUGUACCAGGUGGUCAGUGGGCAGAGAAAGGAGGUCCCGUUCGACAGCAAAGGCAUCGCCUGGUGGACGGACUACAACAUCAAAUACCACAACCCCAUCUACAACGGGUCCCUGAAGGACGCUUUUACCGGCACGGUGAAGCCACCCAACUGGCCCAAGCCGGCCUAUGAGCUGGACACGCAGGACCCGGCCAACAACGGCUUCCAUAACCAGGACUUCCUGGUGUGGAUGAGGGCGGCGGCUCUCCCAGACUUCAGGAAGCUGUACCGGCGAAUCACGGAGGGGGACUACGCCAAGGGCCUCCCCGCUGGGAACUACUCCUUGGACAUCAGCUACAACUAUCCCGUGUUGCCUUUCGAUGGUCGGAAGAAGGUGGUCUUGAGCAACGUCUCCUGGAUGGGCGGCAAGAACCAGUUCCUGGGCAUCGCCUACCUGGUGAUCGGCUCGCUGUGCGUGGUCAUGUCCCUGGUCAUGCUGAUCGUUUACGCCAAGUUCAAGUUCCCGGAGGAUGACUCGUGAGGCGCAGCCACUGCGGGACCUGUCCUAGAGGGGGGGGCGCGGAGAUGAGGUCAUCUUAACCAUCCUGACUCAGGAGUGUCCCGUCCCCGUCCCCCGGGCCCCUGUGAUUGGCUGUUGAUAAGCUACAUUCCUCAGCUAAAGCCAGUGACGGUAAAUUAAAAGCGGUUAAAUUGGGAAAUGCUCAUCUUCAUGACCUGUGUGUCUCAUCUGUAAGCAAAGGGAUGUGGGUGAGUGAUACAGACACACACAGACACACAUACACACACUCACACACGCACACACACACACACACACACACACACACACACACACACAUCCAGAGCUUUUACACUCUUGGGUUGCUGUUAUAAUAAGUGUCAAUUUUAUUUAAACAAAAUUUUAAAAAAGCUAAAUACUAGUCCUAGAGACAGUGGGGGCCUAGAAAAUCAGUAAUCCCCGGAUUAAUGAAAAAUCACAGCCAUGAAUUAUGAUUUUUUGGGCCGUUCCCCUGUUCUACUGGCUUUUGCACAGGACACACUUUUCUGGUGGGGGCAAGGGACGGGUGCUAAUGUUAAAGAUGCCUUAUGCACAGAUCGUGUUGUUUCUUCAGACAGGUUUAUUUAUUUAAACUUUGAAAAGCCAUAACUAUUUCCGAGCCUUAAUUGUCCGAAUAGCACCCGUUUGUGACCGUCUGACCUGAGAUUCUCUCCUCGUUUUCCUCUGUUUGCGCUGCUAGUUGGCGUCGCUCAGGGAGUCUUUCGUACUUUUGCAUGUCGCUCUUUUGGUUUGUAAAGCACUUGUCUGCCUGUGUCACUGGAGGUCAGCGUGGCCUGUUCUACAGCUGGGGGAUUAGGCCUGAAGCCAUCGGCUGUGUUUUCUUUACAAUACGCAAAACAAAAAAUAACUGACAUAAUUCCCCUGUAGCUAAUUACUGAUUUCUCAUCAGUGGUUUUGAAUGGAAAGGAGCCAUAAUGAGUCUGUUUCAGGGGCAAAAUUCGAAUGACCCCCACCUCUUAUCCGCCUGGUGCAGGCUAGUCCCUGUCUGAAGGUAACACACAUAAGAACUGAAGAACUCUUCUUUUCUUCUUGAACCAUACCUUUCCGUUUUGGUACAGUAAAGAGUUACACAAAAGCCUGUUUUUUUUUUUUUGUUACAGUCAUGGAAAAACUGUUGCUUUUUGAUUACAGAGCCAUGAAGCCAUGAAGAUGAGGGCUAUAUUGAAUAAAUUCCAAUAGGGUAGACUUGGAGGUCUGAUUGAAUGCUUUAACUGAUGUGAAUAUUUGCGUUACAGAAUAUGAUGAUGACUGUGUUAUGUUGUCCUUCUUUCAUAAUUUGUAUUUCCUUGGGUUCUGUGGGUGAUUUAAUGUUUAUUUUUUUUCCUCUUAUAGAAUAUUUUUCUACAAAAAUGCGGUGUGCAUUUAAUGGUGUUCUCAGGGCAUUGGUGUCAUUUCUGUAAUUAGGCUGUGUGUAUAUUUUACCUUUUAUCAUGACCUCUGUAUUUUACAUUUUCAUUUGUUCUCUAGUGUUGUGCAUUUACUGUUUAUAAAUUGUACAAUAAAUGGAAACUUGAAGGA
This is a messenger RNA of Anguilla anguilla (European eel), 2949 nucleotides long. It is a transcript of the gene tmem30b, whose product is annotated as transmembrane protein 30B. The transcript has 8 exons. Gene Ontology annotation, cellular component: Golgi apparatus; endoplasmic reticulum; plasma membrane. The record is from RefSeq and is a predicted model, not a curated record. Gene Ontology annotation, biological process: phospholipid translocation. Lineage: Eukaryota; Metazoa; Chordata; Actinopteri; Anguilliformes; Anguillidae. Bases 376 to 1395 code for a protein of 339 amino acids.